ACAAAACAGGAGCAGGCACGAGACAAAGCAAGGAUUCAUUACGUCACUCGCGGAGGGGCGGAGCUUACGCACACACACACGCGCGCGCGCGCGCGCGUUCUCUCUGGUCGCUGACGCCUGCGGACUGUUGUUGUUCCGCUCGACAUUAGCAGCUAGCAGCUAACAGCUAACACAAACUGUGAAGAUGCCUUCAGACCGACACACGGAGCGACGCUCGCGCUGCUAACCUCUCACCUGGUUGAGUUAGUUAGCUCGGGUUAGCUCUGAUUAACCCGGGUUAGCUGUCCCGCUCCGAGUUUUAUGUCCUCGUUGUAGAGGAGGACGGGCUAGCUAGGCGCUUAGCUCCGUUAGCAUGUCCCAGCUAACUGGCCAGUGUUAUUAAUGUUAGCCUCCUUAGCCGGUUAGCUGUUAGCUUCUGGUCUAUAGAAAGCUGUUCAGCUGAGAGCCAGCUUCUCUUUAUGUUGUCCAGUUAGCAGCUGUUGUAGUUAGCUAACCUGUUAGCUGUGUGGUCUUAUUUUAACACAGAUCCCAGGUUGUUUCCGUUAUGUAUCGCUGUGUUCAGACAGCAGAGCUCGUUACUGGGGUGAAAUGUCCGUUAAUGAUUCAGUUCUUUAAGCUUACAGCGAGUCAUAGCUAACGUUAGCUGUUAGCUGGAGCUAACGGUAGUCGGAUGCCUUUGUUUCAUCAGGAGGAGACGGUUUAUGAUGUGAGAGCAGGUUAGCUCUGACUGUUAGCUUAGUUAGCAGGUCGAUUAGAGUAGACACAGAUUCAACAGCCCAUUUAUUUAUAAUAUUUUAAUGUUUGUGAUUGUAGCAGAUGCUAAGCUAACAGAUAAUUCAGCACCACAGAGCUGAGGUCAGUCUUUGUCUGCAGAGCUUGAGGAGUUUAUUUGUGGGACCUGUCAGCUGUUUCCGGGCAGAUUUCAGUGUUUUGUUUGAUUUGUGGCUGACAUGCAGCUGGCAGCUCCUCCAGCUGUUUAGUGACCUUGGACUCAUCAUCAUCAUCAUCAUCAUCAUCAUCAUCAAAGUAACCCAGCUGGCGGAGACAACGUGGGUAUUAUGGCCCUCAGAUCAGGCUGCAGGCAGAGCCGCUCAGCAUGUGCCGUCUACCUGCUCAUACUGUCAGGAUGCAUCGCUGCGUCUCAGAGCAACGACAACGUCUACGUGUCAGGGAUUUCCAACGACUGUGGCGAGGUGGCGGAGCUCCUGCGGGCGUCCAGCGGUGUGAUUACCAGCCCCGGUUGGCCCUUUCAGUAUCCGGCCAGACUGAACUGCAGCUGGAACAUCAGAGCCCGACCUGGAGACACCAUCACCAUCAGUUUCCAGGACUUUGACCUCCAGGGUUCCCAUCGUUGCUCCUCGGACUGGAUGUCCAUCAGCAGCUACAGGAGCCUGGAUGGGCUGCGGGUGUGUGGUUCUUCCCUGCCGCCACCCUACAUCUCCUCCCAGGACCACGUCUGGAUACACUUCCACUCUGAUGACAGUCUGACGGGGAAAGGCUUCAGACUGUCCUACAUCACUGGUAAGCCAGAGGCGUCCAGCUGUGAUGUGGACCAGUUCCACUGCUCGAAUGGGAAGUGUAUCCCAGACUGGUGGCGCUGUAACUCCAUGGACGAGUGUGGUGACAAUUCAGACGAGGAGCUGUGUGUGGACUCGCCGUUCUCCUUCCAGCCCUGCAGCCUGAACCAGUUCCCCUGCCUGUCCCGCUACACCCGAAUCUACACCUGUCUGCCGCACAGCCUGCGUUGCGAUGGCAGCAUCGACUGUCAGGACCUCGGUGAUGAGAUCGACUGUGACGUGCCCACUUGCGGAGAAUGGUUGAGGAACUUCUACGGCUCUUUCAGCUCUCCAAACUACCCAGACUUUUACCCACCAGGAAGUAACUGCACCUGGCUGAUCGACACCGGAGACCACAGGAAGGUCAUCCUGAGGUUUAUAGACUUUAAACUCGAUGGGACGGGUUACGGCGACUACGUGAAGGUCUACGACGGCCUGGAGGAGAACCCUCGCCGUCUCCUCAGGGUGCUAACUGCCUUUGACUCCAGAGCGCCGGUCGCUGUGGUUUCAUCGUCUGGUCAGCUCCGAGUUCACUUCUACGCCGACAAGAUUAAUGCUGCCAGAGGUUUUAACGUCACCUACCAGGUGGAUGGGUUCUGCCUGCCAUGGGAGGUUCCCUGUGGGGGGAACUGGGGCUGUUACACCGAGCAGCAGCGCUGUGACGGGUACUGGCACUGUCCCAACGGUCGGGACGAGCUGAACUGUUCUUCAUGUCAGGAGGACGAGUUCCCCUGUUCCAGAAACGGAGCCUGUUACCCUCGAUCGGACCGCUGCAACUACCAGAACCGCUGCCCCAAUGGUUCUGACGAGAAAAACUGCUUCUUCUGUCAGCCAGGAAACUUCCACUGCAAGAAUAACCGCUGUGUGUUUGAGUCGUGGGUGUGCGAUGCUCAGGACGACUGCGGCGACGGUAGCGAUGAGGAGAGUUGUCCCGUCAUCGUUCCCACCAGAGUCAUCACCGCCGCCGUCAUCGGCAGCCUCAUCUGUGGCCUUCUAUUGGUCAUCGCCCUCGGCUGCACCUGUAAACUUUACUCACUGCGCAUGUUUGAACGCAGAUCAUUUGAAACCCAGCUGUCCAGAGUGGAGGCGGAGCUGCUGAGGAGGGAAGCCCCGCCCUCUUAUGGUCAGCUGAUCGCCCAGGGACUGAUCCCACCAGUGGAGGAUUUCCCAGUGUGCUCUGGGAGCCAGGCGUCUGUCCUGGAAAACCUCCGUCUGGCUGUUCGCUCUCAGCUCGGCUUCACCUCCCUGAGACUCCCCUCUUCCGGUCGUCAUAGCAACCUGUGGCGCCGUCUCUUCACCUUCUCGCGGUCGCGGCGGUCGGGUUCUUUGGCUCUGGUCUCUGCUGAUCUGGAGGACAGCGCUGGCACUGGGAGCACUGGGAGUUCUGGUUCAGACCUGCUCUCUCCGGACUCGGACGACACGGACACAGAGGGCGAACGAGGGAGGGAGCGAGGUGUGGGCGCAGUGGGCGGGCCUGUCGCCCCCCUCCCCCAGAAAACCCCACCCUCCGCCGCCGUGGAGGCCGUGGUAUCUGUGACAACGUCCGCAAACUCCGUGACCCCGGCGCCCGGCCGUGACCGAGGCCGUGACACGCCUAGAGAGGCCCUGCCCCCCUCCCGACCCGUUACCGUAGUAACCGCCAGUCCAGAUCCUGAAUUUCACAGUGACGCCUCCGAGCUCCAGGCUCCGCCCACCUCUGCCCUGCAGCGACUGGCCCAGAACCUGCACCGCCUCGCCAGGAACCUGACCAGAACCAGCCAGACCCAGCAAGACCAAACCUGGACCAAUCACAGUCCACUUCGCCAGCUGGAGACAGGAGGAGGCGGGACCGAGGCUGCCGAGCGACAAGGAAGCAGAGAAGAGGAAGAAGACGUGGAGCUCCUGAUCCCCGUCUCCGACUCCUCCUCCUCCUCAUCAUUGGUCAGCGAUGUCCGACAGCCGCUGCUGGAGCCACACCCCUCCUCCACCACAGGCUACGCUUCUCGCAAUCACCGUGGAAACGGUUGUCGAGGAGGGCGGGAUGGCCCCUGUGAACACUGCGGAAUGGUCCACACGGCUCAGAUCCCCGCCGCCUGUCUGGAGGCCACAGGCAAGACGGAGAGCAGCGACGACGAGCUGCUGCUGCUCUGCUAACAGGCUAACCCGCCGGGCUAAUAUGCCAACUGACAGGCUGAUACUUCUAACACUACACCUACAGCUAGCUAACAUGCUAACUGACAGGUUAAUAUUAAUGAUACCCUGACCCAACACCUACAGCUAGCUAACAUGCUAACUGACAGGUUAAUAUUAGUGAUACCUACCCACACCUACAGCUAGCUAACAUGCUAACUGACAGGUUAAUAUUAAUGAUACCCUGACCCAACACCUACAGCUAGCUAACAUGCUAACUGACAGGUUAAUAUUAGUGAUACCCUGACCCAACACCUACAGCUAGCUAACAUGCUAAAUGACAUGGAGAAUACUGUUAAUACGACCCUGGUCCUACUCCAACAGUUAGCUGACAUGCUUAUUGACUGGCUAACACUACUAAUACUACCCUGACCCAACACCUCAGACUUCAGACAGCUAGCCAACAUGCUAACAUUGCUCAAUGGACUACAACUAGCCAACAAGCUAACACUUCAGACUAGACUACAGAUAGCUAACAUGUUAACAGAUUAGACUGGACUACAGCUAGAAGCAUGCUAACACUUGACACUACAACUAGCCAACAGGCUAACACUUCAUCUGGACUACAACUAGGGAUAAUCUAACAUGUGUUAGCAUGUUAGCUGGAUUAAAGGUUAGCUCUCAGUGAUGUCUGAGAUGAACAGACCAAUCAGAGACCGAGGGGAGUGAUGUCACUGAUUAGAUUCUGAUGUUGGUACAACUAUGAAAACUCUCCCCUGUUGUUCCCCCGGUCCGUCCGUUAAAACACUCCCCUCCUCCCUGCAGGCGGACGUCCUUCUUGGUACGACUUCAUGAACACUGACUUCCUCCUCGUUGGUACGACAGUAAACUGUGUCCUGACAGAACAAACUGGUGGUUGUCUGUUAAAGACAACAUUAAACUGAUCCAGGAACCUUCUCUGCCUCUGAACCGGGGACGUGUUGGACUCUUGGUCAGGUGCAACAGUUUAAAUGCCCCUUUGUGCUGGUUGUUGAGUCUGUUAAAGAAUGGCGAGGGUCAUGUGACCUAUGGAGGUAGCCAAAGAUAGCUGCUAGCAGGCUAGUUUUUUGGUAGCCUAGCCUAGUGAGGCUACUCGUACCGUAAAACUAACAAAAGUCUGUUCUCUGUACAGAGUACACCAUGUUUGGAGUUUUUCAGAGUUCAGACUUGUCAAGUUAGUGACAAAAUAAUCUCGACUCAAAGAUUCACUAACUGGAAAAAAAACGUUUUCGACCGUGUUAACCAUCAGAUAUGAUCAGUAGAUACACCUGUUACCUGCAACGUAUAUUUACAAUAUACACAAUUUCACAUUACACCACACUUCCUAUAUUUAUAUGGAAUUUCUUUUGAAGUUCGGCUGGAUGAAACGAACCCUAUUCCUGGUUAUUGACGCCCUCAGCUGUCGCCGGUCGCAGGCAGCAGGCGGCGGUGUGUUUGUCAGACGUCGACGUUAUUUAUUUAUUCACACUUCCUGUAUCGCAGUCGGGUUUAUUGAUAUUGAAAAUGAAGCACAACACGAAUGUUAUUUUCAGUCAUCAUUUUUUAUAGGGCUGCACGAUAUGGUAAAAAAUCAUAUUGUGAUUAUUUUGACGGAUAUUACGAUAUGCGAUAUGAUUCACGAUUCGUGGAAUGAUUAUUUUUGCAUCACAAUUUUCAUUUACACUGAAAAAACUUUAAAAUCAUGUGACAUUUGUUGGGUCUGUACCAAACAUCGGGACCGGGGCGUCUCUGCAGCGCUACGGUACUUCAUUAUUAUGCUGUUUUGUCACCUUUAUGAAAAACCUGCAGCUUCUGUGAUUCGCACUUGGCCAUGUUGCGAUUUCGAUAAUAUUUGGAUUAAUUGUGCAGCGCUAAUGUUUUAUACUUUUGUAAAACUUGAAACCAAACCCUUGAGUUGAUCCCUCAGACAGCAGAUUAACAAUUGAUGCUAAUGCUAGCUGGGCUACCUCCCCAGGUCAUGUGACCCUCAUCAGGCUCGUCAUAGCGGUCUCUGUAGAGUCUUCAACACCGCACGUGGUUCAGGUUCCUGUCUGGUUCCCUCCUGGUGUUUAAUGUUCUACCUGUUCGGUUCUCUGAAAAGGUUCUAGAUCUGACGAUUCUACAAGAAUGUUCUGGAUCUGUAAAGAGAAAACUAAAUAUAAAAGAGCUGAAACGACUUGUCAUGUGUUUGAAAGGUCAAAGGUCACGAGUUGUUUACACUUCAUAUUCAACAUAAAGGACUCAGAGAUCCAGACUGGACUCAGAACUGAACCAGGUUCAGAACCAAAACCAACAGAACCAGAUGGUCUGAAGGUUCAAACGGACGUUUCUGGAUUAUAAACAUGUUAAUUCUGAUUUUGUGACAAAACAUGAAAACUGAUUUUCUCUUCCUCCUGCUCCUCCUCUUCCUCCUGCUCCUCCUCUUCCUCUUCCUCCUGCUCAGACUGAAGCUAUUCAAACUGACCCGUCUGUAUUUAUGAUCUUAGUUUUUGGUACUCAGAUCUCAGCUGACCUUGUGUGAGUGUGCCUGUGUAUAUUUAUUGUUAUUAUUAUUAUUAUUAAUAAUACAACUGUGGUUAUUAUUAUUAUUAUUAUUAUUGUGUUCUUUUGUUGUUGUGUAGCUGUUUUUCUGACCUGCAUGAUUCAAGUUAUUUGGUGUCAGUUUUUCUUUGAAUCUGUAAAGUUAAAAACUGUUAAACUGCACUAAAGAUUAAAGGUUCACGUUUCA
Molecule: messenger RNA, 6411 nt
Organism: Siniperca chuatsi (mandarin fish)
Lineage: Eukaryota; Metazoa; Chordata; Actinopteri; Centrarchiformes; Sinipercidae
Gene: lrp12
Product: low density lipoprotein receptor-related protein 12
Exons: 11
Coding region: 1059-3689 (876 amino acids)
Cellular component (GO): plasma membrane
Molecular function (GO): low-density lipoprotein particle receptor activity; protein binding
Source: RefSeq, a predicted model, not a curated record